AAGAAGAAGAAGGCGGAGGAGGAGGCGGCGAAGGAGAAGGAAGCGGUGUUUGCGGAGAAGAGGAAGGUGGAGAAAAAAGUGGUGGAGAAAGAAGAGGACGGCGACCAGCCGGAAGAAAGGAAGAAGAGGCAGAAGGUGGGGGAGGAGGAGGAGGAAAAGGAAAACUCGAGGAGGGUGGAGUUUCCUCUUUCGAGGUGAGGAUUCGGAAGCGGAAGAAGCGCUGAGAGUACAGUGGAAAAGGAAGGAGGGAAGAAAGAAGAAGAAGAAGAAGAAGAAUGACGUCGUCGUCGCGGGCCGCCUGAUCGUUAGAUCGCGCCUAAGACGGAAGCCCGCGAGCGACGCUUCCUCGUUGGCAGGAGCGUGACCUUGGGAGCAAGAUGGUCACGAGAACGCUCCUGAUACUCUCGUUGCUCCUCCUCGGUGCCUUCGACGCGCCUGGCAUCGAGAGAGCUCGCGUCGGGUAUUUCGCGAUGGCCGGUAAUGCUUGCAACGCUUGUAGGAUGCACGAGGAGAUCAGAGCACUCAGUCUCGAAGCUAUCAAAGAACAGAUACUCAAUAAGCUCGGAUUGAAGCAGGCACCUAAUAUGACUGGCAGGGCCUUACCGAGAAUCCCGUCUAUUUCGAAACUCAUGGACAUGUACGGGAUGCAGGCCGAUCAACCUCAACCCGUAGAACCUGGUAUCACUCAUCACGAGGAAGUCGAUGAGUACGCCGCCAAGACCGAGAGCGUCUUUGCCUUGGCACAACCACAUCAAAGGCUAAGGCAUUCAAAAGGAAGUCUAGACGUGUUGUACUUCAAGUUCUCCGACAAGGUAAUUCAGCAUCGAGUGACGAGAGCAGAAUUGUCUCUUUGGGUUUGGGGUACCAAUCAGGAUAACGAUGAGCCGAGCGACUCAGUUGAUAUGGAUAAUUUGGAGAUUCAUCACGAAGGUCCUAUGACGAUCACUCUUCAAAGGAUCCUUCGUGGUGUCACAGAGUCGGGUGGCCCGCUGUUGGGCCCACCGUUAACGACGAAACAUCCUCGACCGACCGGUCGCAGAGGUGCUUGGAUCACGAUCGAAUUAAGAAGAAUGGUGGCCGAAUGGUUCAAGCAUCCUAGAGAUAACUUAGGUGUCGCUUUAAAAAUUUCUGGUCCUGGUGGAAAUCAUCGUAGGAAUUCGAGACUUGUCGAGACGAAUCCCGGGGCUGAGUUUGCUCCGUAUCUCGAAGUGCAAACACAAGAAUUGGACACGAGAAGAGGAGGUAGGAUUAAGAGAAACGUCGGCCUUAAUUGCGACGAGGCUAGCCAAGAGACGAGGUGCUGCCGGUACAAGCUCACGGUGGAUUUCGAGAAAUUCGGCUGGGAUUGGAUAAUCGCGCCUAAAAAAUACGACGCGAAUUACUGUUCGGGCGAUUGUCCGAUGGCUUUUCUGCCAGCCUAUCCGAAUACCCACAUAGUUAGCUUGGCGGAACCGCCGAACAACACGGGUCCAUGUUGUGCUCCGAGAAAGCUUUCGGAGAUCACGAUGCUCUACUUUGACAACGAGUAUCAAAUAGUUUUCUCGCGGCUACCAGGCAUGGUCGUUGAAAGAUGCGGAUGCUCAUAGUCCCCAUUACUUCCAUUCUGGAGAAGCGAGAACGAGGAAGAUGUGUGUCGUUGGUUCGUUGCUGGUGAAUUCUCCAUGAAGAAGAAAAAAUAAAAAAAGGAAAAAAGAAAAACAUGGGAAAAAAUAAAGAAAAAAUUCUUCAUCCGAUAGACUGAAAGUGCCUUGUUCGGAAGUGUUAGGUGCCGCGCGCUUGAACGCUUGAUGCGUAGAAAAUGGCGGCCGAGAGAAAGGAAUGAACAAAAAAUGAGAAAAUGGAAAUAAGAGAAUAGAAAGGAAUCAAUGGAAGAGGAAAAAAUUCGAGCGGGCAACCUCGAUGAUGAAUCCACAGCAAGGCGAAUAGUUCCUAGAGUCACGGUAUUAUUUUUAAGGCGCCAAUGCGUUUGCUCCUGAUUCAAGAGAACGACCUUUAUAAGGCAUUUUGAUUUCUUCCUCGUUACGUGUUCCCCAUACAUCUCUUCUCUUAUUUUUAAUUCGAUUUCUCCUUUCCUUCGUUUCGGACGUAGAGACGUUAACGACGAAGUUCGAGCACACUGAUCCCGUCCCUUUUUUUCGAUUAUUGAAAUUUCUCUCUCUCUCUCUCUUUCUCUUUCCCUCUCUCUCUCUCUCUCUCUCUCUCUCUCGUGCUAUUAGCGAUUUGUAAUACUACAGCGUUUGCUACGAUAACAAAAAUGAUGACAUCGUUCGUCUUACAUUUAUGAUAUACGUAGCAACGAUCAUUGUUGAUCGGUGAGGACGUACUGGCCAGAAGAUCUCGGUGUACAGUGAAAUAACAUUGUUUUUUUUUUAACAUUCUUCUUCCCCCAAUCUUUUCGAAAUUUAAUAAUCUUUUUCCUAUCUAUUCGUUUUUGUUUUCUUUCCUUUCCUUUCCUUUCCUUUCCUUUUCUUUUAUUUCUGGUUUUAAAUCGAUAUUACGAGUGAUUGUGAGAGAAUGCGUAUGAACCGUGAAUGUGUACAUAAAGUAAUCCAAGCAAGUGUGGCAUAACUUUUGUCAAAUUUUUCGAUUCGUAUCGAAGAAUUCGUAGAGGAGCCAUUUAAUUAGCGAAGCUCCGUCUCUUUUUUAACGUGAAUAUCUAAUAGGUUAAGUUGUAGAUAAAAAAUGUAACUGACCCGGGCAUGCGUCUUUUAUUAAAUUUUAUCGUACAAUAAUGAAGGUUUCCUUCCUACGCCAUUUUAUGAUAAUUCGCGAAUACGAUUUAACGAAUUACUCGUUAAAAUUUUUGAUACAUCUGAAUACAUUCAGCCUUCUUUUUUCCUCUCUCUCUCUCUCUCUCUCUCUCUCUCUCUCUCUCGCUCUCUUCAUCUAUUUCCUUUCUUUUUAUUCUUUACGGCUUCGAAUUUUCAAGUUAUGUGCACCGUAGUGAACUUUUCUAAAAUAGAUAAUUGACUUUGCACCGUCUCAAAAUUUACAACAAAUAAUUAUGUGAGGAAAGUGUAUAAAAAUAUAUUAGGUGUACAAAUGAAUAAUCCAAAUUUUUAUGAGUGGUUAAAAAAUAAAUAUCAAAGUUGAUUGAUUUUCUCUUUCUUUUGCAAUUAUAUUGUGUUGGCAUAUAGUUGUUAGAAGUGAAAAUCGAUUUGACACAAAACUGAAUGUAAUAAUCUCAAAUUGUAUUCAGUUUGGUAAAAUCGAACAUGGCGACGGAUAAAAUGCACAUCUGACAACGUGUGAGAGUGUCUUCCUAUAUUUAAUAAGCAGUAUAGAAAAUCUUUCUUGCGGACAAUUAAUCUGAGACGAAAAAAUGAUGGGAAAAUUCCUGAGGAAGCAGUAAAAUCGGUUGGAAAAUUUAACUGGUUCGAAAAACAGUUAUUGCCCUGCAUUUGGCGGAAUAUAAAAGUUGAAACCGGGUAAAACAGUACUGCGGACUGUUAUCGACGUCAGCUAAUCAGCUUGAGCCAAGAAUUGGAACGAUAAAGUCCGUAUACUGGGAAAGAAGAACGUCCUGUGAAAUUGUUGCAAUGACAACGUCAGACCACACGUUGCUUCUAAAGAUAUCAUGAGUUUUGGCGGGAUGUCCCGGGGCGUCUAAUAUAUUUACCAGAUAUUACUUUGUUGGAUUACCGCUUAUUCCGAACGAUGCAACAUAUCCUUAUCCAAUAUACACUUCCAAUCAGUGAAUGAGAGAUAUAAAAAUGGCUUAACGAUUUAAUUGCAUCCAAAGAUAUAUUGUAUAUUUUUAAGACAGAAUUCAUCACUUGCUUCAAAAAUGGCUUAAAUUUAUAGAAAGCAACAACGAAUAAUUCGAGUGAAAAACUUGCUUCAUUUGAUUUCAAAAUAAACCUUGAGCUUUGUUAAAAAAAAAAGAUUGGAUUAUUCAUUCGUAGAUCUAAUAUUUCGAUACUAUUUCUUAUCGAGGCUACUCUCUUUUCCUUACUAUCGUUUAGAAUUAAGGUCUUUCGAACGAAAAGGCAACCACCUCUUUUAUAUUCUUUUUUUUUCUAUUUUUGUUGUCCUUUUAUCUUUGUCUUCUUUUUCGCUCUUCGUUUGUUUGUCAGUGUAUCUAUUAUUAAAAGUAAUGGAAUUGUGUACUCUCCAGUAUCCGAACGAGAACGACAAAGAAAAAAAAAUGCAUACUUAUAUGUAUAAUGUGUACUUCUUAGGUAGAAAGCAUAGAUAGAAAAAUAUUUAUUCGAUAAAAUAAAUGGUUUUUUCGAGAAACAAG
Vespula vulgaris is the source of this 4243-nucleotide messenger RNA. Its product is annotated as growth/differentiation factor 8. NCBI's taxonomy places the organism in Eukaryota, Metazoa, Arthropoda, Insecta, Hymenoptera, Vespidae. The coding region runs from base 378 to 1586 and encodes 402 amino acids. The transcript is spliced from 3 exons. Gene Ontology annotation, cellular component: extracellular region. Gene Ontology annotation, molecular function: growth factor activity; cytokine activity. Gene Ontology annotation, biological process: SMAD protein signal transduction. The record is from RefSeq and is a predicted model, not a curated record.